CAUAUAGCAGGCCUUGAAAUUUCCACUCGCCUGCUCGCCAAUGGCGAGUGGAAAUUAUGGUGGUGUGUCCCCCAGGGCCGUCUUGCUGAGCAGGCUCAGAGCUCAGGCCGGAUCUGUCAUUGGCACUGGGAGCGGUCAGACUGCUCAAUAGCUGAGCGCAGUGAAAGCAAAGGAAGGAGUGUGUGCUGUGCUCUCUGCCUCCCCCUAGAGUGCAGUACCCGGCUUUGUGAGUGAACAACAAAGUACUGCAACUAUUUAUAGGGGUGUGUGGUGUGUAUGUAUGUACAUGUGUGUAUCUGUACAUGUGUCGCCGUGUAUGUUCAUAUAUGUGUGUGUGUACAUGUGUCUGUGUGUGUGUGCAUGUACAUGUGUGUGUGUGUAUUUCUGUGUAUGUACAU
This is a messenger RNA of Staurois parvus, 398 nucleotides long. The record is from the annotation of a GenBank genome assembly. NCBI's taxonomy places the organism in Eukaryota, Metazoa, Chordata, Amphibia, Anura, Ranidae.